AAGCGAUGGACCGAGGAGGAAGACCGACUGUUGAUCACCGCCAUGAAGGCCUUUCCCAACGGCAAGUAUUCGUGGAAGGCGAUCGCGGCCAACAUCCCGGAUCGAACGACCAAAGACUGUCGCAAGCGGUGGGUCAGCGGCCUCAACGGCUCCCUGCGCAAGGGUUGCUGGUCCGCCGCCGAAGACGAGGCCCUGAAGAAGAGCGUCAACGAGCACGGCAACGACUGGGCCAAGAUCUCCACCAUUGUUGGCCACCGCUCAGGGGACCAGUGCUCCAAGCGGUGGAAAGAGGUCCUCGAUCCGACAAUAAAGCGAGAGGCGUGGUCGGAGGAAGAGGACACCAAGCUGCUUGACCUCUACUACAACCUCGGCACGUCGUGGAACAAGAUCGCAACCCACUUUGACGGGCGACGUGCCCUCAGCUGCCGCAACCGU
Molecule: messenger RNA, 435 nt
Organism: Acaromyces ingoldii
Lineage: Eukaryota; Fungi; Basidiomycota; Exobasidiomycetes; Exobasidiales; Cryptobasidiaceae
Exons: 1
Source: RefSeq, a predicted model, not a curated record